UUCAUUUGAUUCAGCUCUUUUUCAGAUUACUGACAAACAAUAACAACAAAGUUCUGGGAAUAAUGGGAGGUUUGCGCAAACUAAUGUCAAUGUGCUGCUGGUCUGAAAGUGAUGAUUCAGACCAUGCACUACCAUCAGACCGCUUCAAGACCACACCCCUCGAGGUAAAGUGUGUAUUCGGCGCCCCCCUUGAUUAUCUGAAGAGACGGGGACACAUGAGGCAGGGCGUCCCUGUGGUGCUGUUCCAGAUGGUGGAGUUUUUGGAACAAUAUGGUCUCCAUCAGAGGAAGUUAUUCCGUGCCAGUGGAUCAGAGGCACGGUGCGAUGAGUUGAAGAAAAGGCUGAAUGGUGGUGAGUUUGAGUGUUUUGGCAGUGAUGAUGUCCAUGCCGUGGCUUCUCUGCUGGUUCUCUUCCUGAGAGAACUGCCUAAUGGACUCAUCCCAUGGUGGAGUGCCAAAUGGCUCUUGAGUGUCUAUACAAAAACCAGAGGCAAGGUUUUGGACCUCAAGCGUGCGAAGAGGGUCCUGGAGAGUUUUGCACCUGAAAUCUUCAACAUCCUGUGCUUGCUUAUUCACUUCCUGUCUCGUGUAGCUGCUCGUAGUCAUAACAACCACAUGACUUCAGCAGACUUGUCUGAAAUUUUUGGACCAUGCAUCUUCGCUGUUCGUGACAGCUGCAUCAAACAAGUGGAAGAACAGCUGUGUAUUUAUCUGACACAGCAGCUGAUAGACAAUGUCACGUACCUGCUUCCGAACACGUACCCUCCCAGAUACACCAGUGCCACGCUGUCCACCGGCGACUGUCCUCCUUCACCCUCUCCUGCCUCUCGGAGUAUGGGAGCAGCUCACAGGACACUGUUAUCUGGCUUCAGCUGUCUCUCUGUUAUUUGGUGAAACACCUACUUCACAAGGACAUUCAAAGCAGGACUGGACAACAAACAGGAGCGCAGAAAAAUGACCUCCAGGACAUGACAAAAAUAAAUAAAUGAA
Messenger RNA from Carassius auratus (goldfish), 989 nucleotides. RefSeq names its product protein FAM13A. The coding region runs from base 63 to 893 and encodes 276 amino acids. Gene Ontology annotation, biological process: signal transduction. The transcript has 5 exons. The record is from RefSeq and is a predicted model, not a curated record. Lineage: Eukaryota; Metazoa; Chordata; Actinopteri; Cypriniformes; Cyprinidae.